This is a messenger RNA of Pollicipes pollicipes, 3465 nucleotides long. Its product is annotated as microsomal triglyceride transfer protein large subunit. The transcript has 11 exons. The coding region runs from base 193 to 1806 and encodes 537 amino acids. The record is from RefSeq and is a predicted model, not a curated record. Gene Ontology annotation, biological process: lipoprotein metabolic process; lipid transport. Gene Ontology annotation, cellular component: endoplasmic reticulum; Golgi apparatus; basolateral plasma membrane. Gene Ontology annotation, molecular function: lipid binding. NCBI's taxonomy places the organism in Eukaryota, Metazoa, Arthropoda, Thecostraca, Pollicipedomorpha, Pollicipedidae.
CCUCAGGGGUGCAGCGCUGACGGCUGUCCCAAGCUGUCAGAGCUGGUGUCGGAGCUGCGCCGGGGCCUCUCGGAGUCGGGCGUGGCCUCGCUGGCUGCGGCGCGCGCCGUCGUGGCCCUGGUGCCCCGGCUCCGGGCCGCCACAGAGGCUCAGGUGGCCUCCGUGCUCAACGACGCUCGCAACCGGGACAUCAUGUUGGCGCUGCUGGACGCGGCCGGCGCCGCCCAGACUAUGGCCGUCCACAAGGCGGUGCGCCAGACGCUCAGCUGGCGCACGAGCGGCUCCAUCGAGCGCCAGGAGCGCUACCUGGUGGCGCUGUCGGUGGGUGCUCACCCGCCGCGGGAGCUGGUCCAGGACAUGAUCCGCGAGAGCGGCAAGACGCACCCCUCGGACAGUCUGCACGAGAGCAUCCUGCUCACCAGCGCCGCCCUGGCGGCCACCCUCUGCCAUCACACGGCCGGCAGCGAGCAGGUGUGUGACCAGCUCUCAGGCCAGCUGGUGUCGGCGCUGGAUGAGUGCGAGGACGAGUCGUGCUGCCUGGCGCACCUGCGCGCCCUCCGCAACCUACGCUCGGAGGCCGCCCUGCCGGCCCUGCUCAAACAGGCGCUGGAGGGGGAGGAGGCCGCCUGUCGGGCCGAGGCGUUGCGCGCGCUGGCCGCCCUGCCUGCCGAGGUUACCGGCCGGCUGCGGCCCCAGCUGGAGCGGCUCUACGCCGAGACGGACCGGUACGACCCCAGCUCGCGCCUGCUGGCGGCUGACCUCCUGCUGGCCACGCCCCGACCUGGUGACGUCACCCAUCUGCUGCGUGACCUGCGCGACCGCAACGUCAGCGAGGUCAACGCCUACGUGCUGCAGCGGCUCUCGGCGGCCGCCGAGCGCAACGACGAGCUCCGCGGCGCGCUGCGCCAUCUGUUGGCCGACUCGCGCAUCAGCAACUACGACGUGCUGUCGCAAGGGGCGCUGUCGUCGGUGCUGGAGCGCAGCCUGUUCCGGGCCGGGGACGUGUCAGCCGGCUUCAGCAGCGAGCUGGAGGUGGGGAGGUCGCGCGCGCUCCGGCGCAGCGCCUUCCGCGCCCAGCUGGCGGCCGGCGGAGACCAGCUGGACGUGCUGACGUUCUCGGUGCAGGCCGGCGGCCUGUCCGGCAUGCUGGGCUCGCCGGAGCCGGACGACGCGGCGGACGCGUUCGCGCGGCUGGAGCUGGGUCUGCUGGGCCGCCAGCUGCGGCCGCGUCGGCUCUUCGACAGCCAGGGCGAGCUGAUGGGCCUGCUGUGGAGCGGCACCGGCAGCGAGCGGACGUCUGCGCUGCGGGGCACGGCGCUGCUGCAUGACCACCUGCAGCGUGUGCCGCUGCAGAACGGCCUGGGCGCUGAGCUGAGCGUGCUGGGCGCCGUCACCUUCGACUUCGCCGGCCAGGCCGAGGUCUCCAUCUGGAACAGGAACGCGCACGCCGUCAUUGACGACAGGGGUGCGGUGCUGCUGCGCGGCCUGGCCACGGUCGACACGCCGUUCGUGCGCUGCGCAGAUGGAGGUGAGCCAGGCGCUGGAGGCGCGCCUCGACGCCACCACCGACGUCGACUUCUCGGACGGACCCAAGACGUGCGCGCGCAUCUCACAGGCGCCGCUGGUGCUCAGGGAGGUGGUGCGCAAGCAGGAGCGCGUGCCCGGCAGCCGACACCGACUCCGCCGCGUGCGCCGGCGCGCCCGCCGCUGGGGCGGCGCCACGUUCGCUCUGAACCAGCAGAACGCCGACAACUGCCGGCUGAUGUUCGGCGGCGUCGGCAGCUAGGGCCGCCGCUCAGCGGUUAGGCGUAGCAGGCGGACCUGCUUGCCGCCGGCCGGCUGGCAGAGACACGCUCCGGGGGUUAUGUGUAGCUAGUGGCAGGUGAAACGGAGACGGGAGUGGCCGCGGCGCCGCGCGGCAGGCCAUCUGGGAAUGCCGUCACCACGGGGGUUAUGGGCGGCUAGUGAUACUGACGGCCCAUGGGGCGUGGUGCGCUGGCUCAGCGCCGUCAGCGAGGCCGCCAGUGAUUGGCGGGCGGCCGGCCGGGCGGUGGUCGCCGCGCCGCCGUCUCGCGCGGCGCUGGCGCUGGCUUUCCCGGGGAUGCCCGAUCUGGGCGGAGCUGCUGCAAUCAGCGCCUGCUGGGGCUGGGCUGCAGAGGAUGAUUUGGGAGACCGGCUGGUUUGCCAUGUGAUACUAGGGCUUGGAAUUUGUAGGUCGGGUCGAGAGUGCCUGAUGCCCGUUAUGGGACUCGACUAGGUUAGGAACUUCACUCAUGGUGAGAAGCAAGAUUUCGCUUGAUUCGCCUGUAACCAUAAUGACGCUGCUGGCUGCUGGGUGAUCUGAUGAGACACGCGAACUCGGACGUCUUUAUGUAGCGCUUCGACCGCCCAGGACAAUAGCAGAAAGCUGAGCCCGCCGCCCUGCUUUCGCACGUCGCUACGCUUUUGAGAAGCCUAUCUGCCAGCGCCGCCAGAAUGUUGGGCAUUAGUUCCUUGUGGCUCACGAUAUUUUUUUGCAAAUGCGAAGGUUUGGGGGUGAGAUCCGCGUGCUAUUUGUGUUCGGCCCUCCAAAACGGCCCCCUUCCCAAUCUCUGCCACCACAGUUAUCCGCCGGGGACUUCACGGGCCGCGCGGCCGAUGUCCGCUCGACACUGGCCCGGCCCGCGCUGCCUGUCACGCUCCGGGAGCUAACCACCGACUGGCCCGUGAGCCCGCGGGACCGCAAAAGCCAGAGACGCCGUUGGAUUGGACGCCCGAUCCAGCUGUGUGCUGCUGUACCUGCCGCCGUGCCGCGCGCACCUGACAUGUUCGGGGUUCUGUCCAGAUUAUCGCGACCGAGCCAGGUUAUCGGGGCCGAGCUGGCAGCGGUACGUAUCGGCGCGCGGCUUCGGUUCACGCGCGCUCCAGACCCGCUGAUUCAGUUACCUGCACGCACGUACCUGCCCGGAUCAUGACCUGCGCUCGCCAUCAGCUGAGGGGUCUUCUGGGGCCCGUAGGGUGGCCUGCCUCCAGCUCAAUUGUCAUAUACCCGGGGUGCUGACGCCGGGGCAGCGAUACUCACGGCGGGGUGUGUUAUCUCCUAUACACGGCGUUGGUGUUUGCGCAGUGGCGGUGCGUUACGAUACGGCGCGCUAUCAGCCGCGGGGGACCUGGCGCUCCGUUUGUUGCUAUGGGGGCCGGCGUUGUUUUAGGCCGGCUGGGUUUCUGUAGGGGAGCUGCUGGUGGAUGCUGGGGUUACUGUGAUUGGGUGGGCGUAUACCGUCCCGUCCCUGCCCUGCGUGUGAAGGGCAAGCGUGUUCUGUCCGUCUGGGUGUCGCAGGGAGCCGCGCGAGCUGGGCCGCACGGUUGGACACCGUCGUAUAGGCUGAUCGGCUGCCAAAACGGUAAUGACGCGUAUCAAAUGAUAUAUAUUUUGUCUGCCCUGGGAUAGAUUAUUUUAUGUGCAAAUAAACGUAUCGACCAUGA